Molecule: messenger RNA, 1993 nt
Organism: Rosa chinensis
Lineage: Eukaryota; Viridiplantae; Streptophyta; Magnoliopsida; Rosales; Rosaceae
Product: cytochrome P450 CYP749A22
Exons: 5
Coding region: 113-1669 (518 amino acids)
Molecular function (GO): monooxygenase activity; oxidoreductase activity, acting on paired donors, with incorporation or reduction of molecular oxygen; iron ion binding
Source: RefSeq, a predicted model, not a curated record
UGUUGGUAUUUGAGAAGCAAGAAACUUAAACUAGUGAACUGCGUCUAAACUCAGUAGUUUCAGUUAGGUAGGUGCAGAGAUACAACGCAGGAGAACAAGAAGAAGAACAAUCAUGAGCUGGUUGGGAGAUCCAAUAAUGGCCAUCUCAAGCUCUCUGUGUGUGUUCCUUCUCAUAGGACUCAUCAAGAUCUUUCAGAAACUAUGGUGGAAUCCAACUCGCUUACAGAGUCUGCUGGCUUCUCAGGGAAUCAAAGGCCCUCCUUACAGACUAAUCCAUGGAAACAACAAGGAAACCUCCUACUUCCGAAAGGAAGCCAUGAGCAGACCCAAAGGUUUAUCACAUGAUGUGUUUUGUGCAAUUUUACCUCAUAUGCACUCAUGGACCAAGAUAUAUGGGAAGAAUUUUCUUCAAUGGGAUGGUCUUGAACCUGUGUUGGUCAUUACGGAGCCUGAGUUGUGCAAAGAGAUACUGAACAACAAAGAUAAUGCUUUUCCAAAAUCCAAGCCUCAUGGCUAUAUCAAGAAGCUAUUAGGAGAUGGCCUUGUGACAACACCAGAUGGUGAAAAAUGGGCCAAACUGCGGAAACUGGCCAACCAUACCUUCCAUGGAAACAGCUUAAAAAGUAUGAUUCCAGCAAUGGUAGCUAGUACGGAGACAAUGCUAAAAGGGUGGAAAAAUCAUGAAGGGGAAGAGAUUGAGGUGUUUGAAGAGUUUAGAUUGUUAACUUCGGAUGUCAUUUCUAGGACGGCAUUUGGCAGCAGCUACUUAGAAGGGAAAAACAUUUUUGACUUGUUAUUUAAGAUAUCCUCCUUAUCAAUGAAAUUUGUUUCCUUUAAACCCAUAUUUCCGGGUUUCAGUAAAUUUCUUAGAUUUAGUGGUGAGAGUGAAUUAGAGAAGCUUGAGAAAGCAAUACACGACUCCAUCAUGAAGAUUAUUAAAGCAAGAGAAAGAAAAGCUGUGAAUGGAGAAGAAGAUGGAUUUGGGAGGGACUUUCUUGGAUUACUUUUAGAGGCUCAUCAUGAUACGAACGACAAUCAGAGGAUUUCAGUGGACAAUGUGGUUGAUGAGUGCAAAACAUUAUACUUAGCCGGACACGAAAGCACUGCUACUCUCCUUGCUUGGACUGUCUUUCUUUUAGCACACCAUACGGAUUGGCAAGAGGAAGCAAGGAAGGAAGUCCUGCAAUUAUUUGGUAAACAAACACCAAAUCCUGACGGCAUUGCCAAACUAAAAACAAUGAGUAUGAUCUUGAAUGAGUCUCUGAGGUUAUAUGCUCCUGUUCUUGGUAUUGUUAAAAGGAAGGUUGAAAAGGAAGUUAGAUUGGGGAAUUUCAGCCUUCCUGCUAAUCUGGAAUUGGCCAUCUUCUUUCUGGCAGUUCAUUAUGAUCCUCAAAUCUGGGGACAAGAUGCUCAACUUUUCAAACCAGAGCGGUUCUCAGAAGGGGUUGCUAAAGCUACCAAGGAUAACCUAGGCGCAUUCUUACCCUUUGGAUUGGGCCCUCGAAUUUGUGUGGGGUUUAACUUUGCAACCACUGAAGCAAAGAUUGCUUUGUCAAUGAUUCUACAACGCUACUCCUUUACUCUUUCCCCGGCUUAUGUUCACUCACCCUCUCAGUAUCUUACAAUUCGUCCACAACAUGGAGUUCAAGUGAUUCUACACUCACUGUGAACUAUGAAGAACAUAAUUCCCUACAAAGCUUGAACUUGGUGUUUUCAGUAGCUAAACCAUAAUUUAAUGGACCAUAUGGUAGCUUCUAAAGAGUCAGUCUCUGCUUUGAGGUCAGUUACAAGUUAGCUCUUGUUUUUGCUGCUUUGUAGCUUGGUUCUAGCUUUCUCUUGGAGUAUUAUGAACUGCUUUCACAAUUCUGAAUAGACAUUGCUAGGGGACUUCAACUAUGUAAUCUGUAUAUGCAGAAAUGUGUUAUUUGACUUCAGUGAUGUAAGAUGUUUAUCUGUGGCUUAUAUGAAGAAAUAUGAUGCCUUUUUUGCUGCA